Penicillium malachiteum is the source of this 2070-nucleotide messenger RNA. Its product is annotated as CCCH zinc finger and RRM domain protein. Gene Ontology annotation, cellular component: nucleus. The record is from RefSeq and is a predicted model, not a curated record. Bases 1 to 2070 code for a protein of 689 amino acids. Lineage: Eukaryota; Fungi; Ascomycota; Eurotiomycetes; Eurotiales; Aspergillaceae. Gene Ontology annotation, molecular function: RNA binding; metal ion binding. Gene Ontology annotation, biological process: mRNA processing. The transcript has 4 exons.
AUGCAUUUCACCGAUUCGGAAGCUGAGGAGGUGAAGUCAUGGGUGGUAAAGAAGCUGGAUGAUAUCUCUGACGCAGAUUCCGAUGUCCUUGCCGACUACGUCCUCGCGCUCAUAAGGACGGACGCCCCAGAUGAGGAAAUCCAAAAAGCCUGCUUAGAAAACUUGGAUGAUUUUCUACGAGAACAUACCGAAUCUUUUGUGACUGAGCUGUUUACAUACAUUGCCGCAAGAAACGCUCCACCCGCUCCCCAACCGCAGCACAUCUUCUCUGCAACUGCCCAACCAUUCAAUCCUCCCACCGGCCCAAGAAGCGAUGCCAAUAGCCGGAAACGGUCAUUCAAUGAGGGAUUCCAGGGAGAACAAGACCGCGAUGAUGGUGCUCUCCAGAACCGCGCUUUCAAGACCCCCCGAAGAGGUCGUGGCGGAGGUCGCGGUGACUGGGGAAGCCAUCUGGCCCAGUACGGUGGCCAGCCAUUCGCCCAGCCGCAGCAACAACAGCAGCCGCAGCCGCAGCAGGGUGGGUUCCCAAUGAUGUCUGGGUUCCCUGGAUUUGAUCAGAAUGAUCCUAUGGCUGCUAUGAUGGCGAUGCAGGGGAUGGGUUUCCCUCAGAUGCCCGGAAUGCCACCUAUGCCCGGAAUGGCUGGCCAGCCUGGCAUGGAAAACCUGGCAAACCAGCGCUGUCCGUUCUAUGAUACCCAGGGUAUCUGUUACCUGGGCGCUGCCUGUCCAUACAAGCAUGGCGAGGCUGGCGGCAAGAGCGAAGAAUAUGAUCCCAGGACGGCCGGAUUCAUGGCUAGAGAAGGAGAUUCUUUCCGGGGCGGCGAGCGUGGCCGUGGUCGUGGACGCGGCGGGUUUAGUGGACGAGGACGUGGCCGGUCCGAUUUCUCGUCUGCUGGCCCCAACGAAGAUCGUUCAAACACGACAAUCGUGGUGGAGCAAAUUCCAGACGAAAAAUUCUCGGAUGAAGCCGUGCGCGAGUUCUUUGGUCAAUUUGGUAACAUUGCAGAAGUCUCACUACAACCCUACAAGAAAGUGGCUCUUGUUAAGUUUGAAUCAUUCGCCGAGGCAAAGCAAGCGUGGUCAAGCCCCAAGGUGAUCUUUGAUAAUCGAUUCGUCAAAGUUUACUGGUCUAAGAGCAAGUCAAAUGACACAAAUGGGGAAUCUCAGCCUGCAUUCAACCAGGAAGAAUUCGAGAGACAGCAAGAAGAAGCCCAGAGGGCGCACGAAGAGAAAAUGCAAAAGCGACAAGAGACGGAAAGAGCCAAGGCAGAACUUGAGCGCCAAAGGGAAGAGCUCAUGAAGAAACAACAAGAAGAAAAGGCACGUCUGAUGGAGCGCCUCGGGGUCUCAGCGAGAAAUGGCUCUGAUGCGACUGAUGGUCAACCUGCCACAGAUAUCGAUGAUGAGAAUGUGAGCGAGGAGACUCGGCAGCUACGCGCGCAGCUGGCCGCUUUGGAGGCAGAGGCGCAAAGCCUUGGCAUUGACCCUGCUCAGGCUGAUGCUGCGGGCCAAUUUGGUCGCGGUGGAUACCGGGGUCGUGGCGGAUACCGCGGGCGUGGUGGAUACCGUGGACGCGGAGGCUAUGACCCUUCAUAUCGCGGCGGCUACCGUGGUCGUGGUGGGUUCGCCGCUCGUGGCCGUGGUGGUGUGCUGCGUUUAGACAACCGACCUCGACGAGUUGCUGUGACUGGUGUUGAGUUGAACUCUGACAAGGAUGAAGCCCUGCGUCAACACUUGAUGGGUGUUGGCGAGUACGAGUCCAUUGAGCCCAAUCCUGGCCAGUCCGACUCUGUCGUCGUGGCCUUCAAGGAACGAUACCAGGCCGAGAAGUUUAUGUUCAGCCCCUGGAAUAUUCCCACUGUGGGCGAAGUGCAACUCGCCUGGGUUCCUAACCCACCGAUCACAUUACCCGCUGCCACAUCAACGGAGGCGAAGAACGACAUCGGAGAUUACGAACAGGAUACUGUCAUGGAUUCAGCAGAUCUUGCACCAGCAGUGAACGCGCCACCUCUCCAACCGCCACGCGAUAUGGACUAUGAUGUUGCCGAAGAUGAUAGCUGGGGUGCAUAG